Molecule: messenger RNA, 2316 nt
Organism: Sorghum bicolor (sorghum)
Lineage: Eukaryota; Viridiplantae; Streptophyta; Magnoliopsida; Poales; Poaceae
Product: E3 ubiquitin-protein ligase arkadia-B
Exons: 6
Coding region: 420-1985 (521 amino acids)
Molecular function (GO): ubiquitin protein ligase activity
Source: RefSeq, a predicted model, not a curated record
CGUCCUCUCUCCUCUCCUCUCCUCUCCUCUCCCCCCUUUCGUCCCUCUCUUCCUCUACCACCACUCUUCUCCUGCUCGCUAAAAAAAGCUUCUCGAGCUUAUAAAUACGCUCCCCUCCCUCCCGGUGCCAAGUUCCUCCCCCCGAUCCCCUUCCCCCCCCUCCACCCGCCGAUCGCCCUCCGCUCGCUCCACCGCGGCGGGCGAUCGCUCAUCUCCCUCUACCCUCCCUCCGGCGCGCGAUUCCCGAGCGAGGCGCCACCCACCGAAGAUUUCCGCCGACGGACGGACGGCUCGCUCCGUCCCCUGCCUUGCCGAUCGGAUCGCGUGCUCCCCGAGGUAGAGGUGAUGAUAAGGCAUAGUUUUUUGACUUAGCCUGCCUUAGCUAUUUCUUGAAGCUAAGGGAAAUAAUAAUUGGCGUUAUGGCAUUUAGAAAUAUGGUUUGCACUCCCCAAGUCAUUGAUCUUACGUCAGAGAGAGGGCAAGCUCAAGGAGGCAAUGGUAGUGAGAUACCUGAGCAAGGUGCACAACAUGCUGUCAGAGUUGUAGGAAAUGGAACAAAUGUUGGUCUCUCUGGUGUGCGAAGUUACUAUGAUGUGAGCAUAAAUCAUCACCAUCAGCCUGUUCAUAACCCACCCCCAAAUUUAGGUGUUGAUUCUGGUUUUGUCUUCGCAUCAAAUAUGUACAAUCCCUGCAUGUCAUCAACAUCAAUCAACAGACAUGUUUCUCAUGCUCAGAGCUUUGGAUCAGGGAAUCAAACAUUGCCUCUAAACCAAGUUCCAGGAAGUAUGGAUGAGAGUAGCAGAAAUGACAGUGUUGGUGAAAGUGCUAGAGACCAUAUUAAAAGGAAAAAUGCUGCAGUUGCUGGAAGCUAUCCUUUUGUUAAUGGAUUUGCAAGCUCAAGCUCAUCUUCUCAUGCACCUCAGAAUCCUAUGCUUAGGCCUUGGGACCCUUCUUUUGAAUCAACAGUUUCUUCUAAUGUUGCACCGUUCAACCCAUCAGAAUAUCAUGGACACAGCAGUUGGCCGUCCUUAGAAGGAUCUUCCAUAGCUGGAACUAAUGGAUUCAACUCAAUGGCUGUUCAUCCAGAAUCAGUACAGCGUGGGAACUAUACAUUUCCAUCCAAUCACAUUGGCCAUUCAUGGAUGCCCCAUGCUACUAAUGGUAUUGCUGAUGGAGUUCCCCAGUGGGAAUAUGUUAAUGCAACUACUAAUAUUCAAGGCAGAUUUGCCCAUUCAGGAGCCACAGAAAUUGCAAAUGGAGGCUUUCAGGAAUAUCAGAAUGGCCCUUCAACUGUUUCUCGGGGACCAGUACCUUAUUUCCACCAGCAUGCGAUGCAUGGCAUGCAAGCUCAUAAUCUGCUUGAUCCUACUCAAAUGCAAGUUCCUUACCAACAAUGCCACAAUAACGGUGUCUUGCAUGGUGGUGUUAAUUACCCUGGAAACCGUCUCCACUUAGGUCCGCGAAUUCCAGUUCUCUUCUCCAGUCCUGAACGUACUUUUGGACCUCCACAGCAUCCAUUCCUGGCAAAUCCAGUUAACCACCGCAACAUAAGGAUUCUACCACCCGAGCAGCAUGCCACAAUAAUGGAUUUUUCGAGAUUGUAUGAAGUGUCAAAUACUGUAGAUGAGCAUAGAGAUAUGCGUCUAGACAUAGACAGCAUGACGUAUGAGGAGCUUUUAGCAUUAGAAGAGCAGAUUGGAGAUGUCAAUACUGGCCUGACAAAAAGUCACAUUGUAGAUAAAUUGAGGACUAGCCUAUAUGUUCCAGGAACAUCAAGCAUGCCUGAUCAGCCAUCUAAAUCUUCUCUAGAGAAUGAUGCUUGCAUAAUAUGCCAGGAGGAGUACCAGGCUAGAGACUGCGUUGGCACCCUUGACUGUGGUCACAGGUACCACGCAGAGUGCGUGAAGCAGUGGCUGAUGGUGAAGAACUUGUGCCCCAUCUGCAAGACAACAGCAUUGUCUGCCAACAGAAGACAAGGAAAAUGAGCAGGAAUGAAAUAAGCCUGUUACUUAUUUGCUUCGACAAACGUUCAGCUCAAUUUUGUACAUAAGAUGUGGUAGACAAUGGUGCUACCUGUAUUUGUUAACUUUGUUGUGACCGGGAGUACCCAGCUUCCUAAAACUGUACAGCCAUAACAUUUAUUAUUUUUCUUCAAAUGUAGAAUAUUUUAAAUCCGCUCAGUUCGCCCCUCCAAUGUGUAUGAUAUGGCGAACCAGGGAGACAAAGCUUCCGUAAUGGCAUCUCUAGGCAGCCUUGUAUCUAUUAACUUUGCUGAAACUAAUAGAACAUGGAUCCCUCCUGUACAUUUUUUUAGAA